AUGAAGUCCUCCAUCAUCUCCGCCUUGGCUCUGGCCGCUGGUGCCCUUGCCGCCCCGUCUGCAAAGAUCGAAUCCAACCUUGAGAAGCGCAACCCUAGCGGAUCGUUCAGUCUGUAUGCCUGGGGUGUCGCCGCUUCCGGUCUCAAGUUCUUCUAUUCCGAUGGUCUCGCCUACGCCGGCGACUCAUCUCUCUGGCCCUAUGGAUCCGUCACCACCGACGUCACCUUCGUCAUCACCGACACCGAAUUAAUUACCACCGCCACCACCGACGGCGUCACCCUCGACUCCGACACCCUGUUCUAUAUCCGUCCCACGGCCGACGAGAUCCUGCCUGUUGGUUUCACCGGCAACGGAAUCGAUACGCCUUCUGAUGCCGUCACUGAUAACUUCCUCUUCUAUGCCUCUUAUCUCAUGUGGGAGGAGUCGUCUGGCGAGUUGAGUGAUGUGUUCCGUCUCAAGGAGACCAAUGUCACCGAUGUUUACCAGGUGUAUUGGGAUACGUCGAGCUUGGAUGAGAGUGGGUAUUAUUAUCCCACUGUCAAGGAUACGGCGCCUUCUAGUUAG
This is a messenger RNA of Aspergillus luchuensis, 564 nucleotides long. RefSeq lists its product as uncharacterized. The transcript has 3 exons. NCBI's taxonomy places the organism in Eukaryota, Fungi, Ascomycota, Eurotiomycetes, Eurotiales, Aspergillaceae. Bases 1 to 564 code for a protein of 187 amino acids. The record is from RefSeq and is a predicted model, not a curated record.